Molecule: messenger RNA, 2808 nt
Organism: Rotaria socialis
Lineage: Eukaryota; Metazoa; Rotifera; Eurotatoria; Philodinida; Philodinidae
Source: the annotation of a GenBank genome assembly
AUGGAUAGUCUAGGCUACUGUUGUGGUCGACAAUAUGUUUAUUUACCACAAGUAAUGUUUUGUUAUGGUAAUCAAUUAUGUUGUCAAAUUCUACGCGAUGGAAAUUAUUAUUAUUAUAAUAAUCAGGAAUCGUCUCGUUUUAAUCUAUCCGGUGAUAAAUAUACAUUUUGUUCGAAAUGUUUUGAUUCAGUUAAAAGUGAUUCAAUACUUGUCGGUGAUGAUCCAGCUCAAACAUUAGUUGAACUACCAAAAAAUUUAUUUGUAUCAGCUAAAAAUGAUAUACAAGAACCUGAAAAUAUGAUUGACUGUAUUGUUUGUACACGUCGUUGGCAUCAAGUUUGUGCAUUACAUAUAGAUCAAAUAUGGCCCGAAGGUUUCAUAUGCAAAACAUGUAUACGUGAUUAUAAUAUAAAACGUAAAGACAAUCGUUAUUCAGCUUACAAAUUAACUGACACUGAUUUAGCUAAAGUGUUAGAAAAGCGUGUUAACGAUUUUCUAAGUAAUGAAGGUUGUCAAACAGGUCGUGUCACUAUACGUAUAUUAGCUGCAAGCGAUAAAGUAUGCGAAGUAAAACCACGUUUAAGAAAAUAUUAUCAUAAUCAAGUACCCGAUGGUUAUCCGUAUCGAACAAAAGCUGUAUUUGCAUUUCAAGAAAUUGAAGGUGUCGAUGUUGUUCUAUUUGGUAUGCAUGUACAAGAAUAUGAUGGACGUUGUCAUGCGCCAAAUACGCGACGUGUUUAUGUAUCAUAUUUGGAUUCAGUACAUUUUUUUCGACCGAAAGUCUAUCGUACAGAUGUUUACCAUGAGAUUUUAAUUGGAUAUUUGGAUUAUGCAAAGAAACUUGGCUAUGUUUAUGCACAUAUAUGGGCAUGUCCACCGAGUGAAGGUGAUGAUUAUAUAUUUCAUUGUCAUCCAGUUGAACAACGUGUACCUAAACCAAAACGCUUACAAGAUUGGUAUAAGAAAAUGCUUGAUAGAGCUAUUCUAGAACGUGUUGUUAUUGAUUAUAAAGACAUUAUGAAAGAUUGUCAAGAUAAUCAAGUACAAAAUGCUUUAAGUAUUCCCUAUUUUGAAGGUGAUUUUUGGUCGAAUAUCAUUGAAGAAAGUAUUAAAGAACUUGAUCAAGAAGAAGAAGAUCGAAGAAAACAAGAAGUUGAAGCUGCAAGAGCAAUGGAAGAUGGUGGUUUCGACGAUCCUAUCGAACCAGAAGAUCCGACAGAUAUCUCAGAUAAACGUAAAUCUGCAAAUACGCAUAAGAAGAAAAAUCUCAAGAAAACAACAGCUAGUCAAAGAAAAGUAGCAAAGAAACAAAUGUCGAACUGUACAGAUUUAUUAUCGAAAAUCUUUGCUACAAUGGAAAAACAUAAAGAAGCAUUUUUUGUUAUUCGUUUACGUAAUCCUAUUGCAUCAUGUCCAGCAGUAAAUGAUACUGAUGCUUUAAUACAAUGUGAUUUAAUGGAUACACGUGAUGCUUUUCUAAAUUUUGCUCGUGAUAAACAUUAUGAAUUUUCAUCGUUACGUCGUGCGAAAUUUUCUACAUUGGCAUUAUUAUACGAAUUACAUACGUCAACAACAGAUAAAUUUACUUACAAUUGUAAUGCAUGUCGUCAACAAUGUGAAAUACGUUAUCAUUGUACAGUAUGUGAUGAUUUUGACUUAUGCGAAAAAUGCUAUCAUACUGAACCAAAACAUGAACACAGAAUGGAACGUUCAGUACCAUCUAUUGUUGAUGUUAGUCAAGAUGGUGAACAAAAUUCAUUAAAUAGUAACGAUAAAUCUAUAGCAAGUCCACAAUUGCAACGACAACAGUCAAUGCAACGUUGCAUUGAAGCAUUAUUACAUGCUGUUAAUUGUCGCAAUGCUAAUUGUGUUAAUCGUAGUUGUUUUCGUUAUAAACGUGUUAUACAACACACAAAAGAAUGCAAAGGAAAAAAUAGUCAAUGUAAUGUAUGUAAACAAGUUAUUUUUCUUUGUUGGUAUCAUGCGAAAAGUUGUAUGGACCUUAACUGUCAAGUACCAUUUUGUACUAAUCUAAAAACAAAAAUACAGAAACAACGUGCAACUAGUUUGCAAACAGAUAGACGUCGUAUGCAAGCUAUGAUGCAACAAAGGACGAAUACCAUGCAAACACAGCAACAAUCACAAUCGCAAUCACAAGUACAGCCAGUUUCGAUAGCCGCAUCUACACCAUCGCAUUCAUUUGAUUCAACUGGUAAACCAGCACCAGUAACAUUAAUUCGUGCGCCACAACCAGGAGCAUGGUCCAAUCAAACAUAUAUAACAGUAGCGCAAAAACCAAAUACUGGUAAACCAAUUCAACAAGCCCCAAGUCAACUAAGUGUACUAAUCGGACGUGUUAAACAAGAUCCAUCUAUAGAUGAUCAGCAACGUUCAGAUACGAAUGAUUCUAAACAGUUACUAUAUCAAACAUUAGUAAAUAAAGCUCCUGUAAACCGUUUACCAACCACAACAACAACAUUUAUUCAACAAGCCAACCAACCGCAACAAUGGCAUACUUCAGUAUCUCAAGCUCAGUUAAAUCCUCCUCCUAAUUAUACGACAGCUACACGUCCUCGACAUCCUACUAUAAUGCAACAACAAAGUCUAAAUCAAGCAACAUCACAUACACUAUUAGCACCACUAAGAGCCAGUUCUUCAACGCCACCACCAUCUACAUUUAUAGCACGAACGAGUUCAACACCAAAUCUAACACGAAUACCAUUGAAUGUAACGUUAGCAAGGCCAUCACAAUUUCUUUCUCAACAACAACAACAACAACAACAACCACAAGAUCCAUCUGCACGCUGA